This is a messenger RNA of Aspergillus campestris IBT 28561, 818 nucleotides long. RefSeq names its product HAD family hydrolase. NCBI's taxonomy places the organism in Eukaryota, Fungi, Ascomycota, Eurotiomycetes, Eurotiales, Aspergillaceae. The coding region runs from base 108 to 818 and encodes 236 amino acids. The record is from RefSeq and is a predicted model, not a curated record. The transcript has 4 exons. Gene Ontology annotation, molecular function: beta-phosphoglucomutase activity; sugar-phosphatase activity.
CUCAUUUUGUCUAUUGCAUUCUCGAUUGAUAGAGCGUUAGAUCUAUACUUCUGUUUUUCUUUCUCUUCUUUGUUUACUUUGAAAGCACCCCCCCAUACUCUGUAAUCAUGUCCAAAGGCUCGUUCUCUGCCCCGCCGCAGGUCCUCUCCCUCCAUGGCCUCCUCUCCGACUUUGACGGCACGAUUAUCGACUCGACAGAUGCAAUCGUCAAACACUGGCACAAAAUCGGCAAGGAGCUAGGCGUCGACCCCCAGACGAUCCUGGCUACGUCGCACGGCCGCCGCAGCAUCGACACGAUGCAGUUGUACGACAAGUCCAAGGCGAAUUGGGAGUGGGUCAGCGAAGUCGAAGGCCGCAUCCCGAAAGAAUACGGCUCCGACGCGGUGGAAAUCCCCGGCGCGCGGGCCUUACUGAGCAGUCUCGACGAGGCCGGCGCGCGCUGGGGCGUCGUGACGUCGGGCACACGCGCGCUCGUCGACGGCUGGCUGGACGUGCUGGGCCUGACGCAUCCGCGGAUGUUGAUCGUGGCGGAGGAUGUGGAGCAGGGGAAGCCCGACCCUGGGUGCUAUCUGCUUGGGCGCGAGCGGCUGGGUCUAUCCGAGAGUGAGAAUGAGGUGGUUGUGUUGGAGGAUGCGCCGUCGGGGAUCCGCGCGGGCAAGGCGGCCGGGUUUAAGGUGUUGGCGCUGACGUCGACGCAUUCGCUGGAGCAGUGUUUGGAGGCGGGGGCGGAUUUGGUGGUCGAGGAUUUGAGGAGUGUUUCUGUGAGGGGAGUGGAGGGGGGGAAAUUGUUGUUGGAGGUGAGGAAUGCCUAUCAGUAG